This is a messenger RNA of Bombina bombina (fire-bellied toad), 2308 nucleotides long. It is a transcript of the gene PDIA4, whose product is annotated as protein disulfide isomerase family A member 4. Gene Ontology annotation, molecular function: protein disulfide isomerase activity. Gene Ontology annotation, biological process: response to endoplasmic reticulum stress; protein folding. Gene Ontology annotation, cellular component: endoplasmic reticulum lumen; cell surface; endoplasmic reticulum. Bases 71 to 1993 code for a protein of 640 amino acids. The record is from RefSeq and is a predicted model, not a curated record. The transcript has 10 exons. NCBI's taxonomy places the organism in Eukaryota, Metazoa, Chordata, Amphibia, Anura, Bombinatoridae.
UGUUGGAAAGUUAGGCUGCAUUCGUCAAAGGUGCCAGUGUGGGUUGUGUGAGUUUGUUACUCCUAAGAAGAUGGGUCUGAAGAAAGCCUGGCUCUUAUUGCUGCUUAUAGGCUUGGUGCAUCUUGCUAUAGUGGCCAGUGAUCAAGAAGAAAAAGAAACUGAAAUAAAAGAAGAAAUUGGCGAUGAUGAUGACGACGAUGAGGACGAUGAUGACGAAGAUGAUAGUGAAGUAAAGGAUGAGAAUGGUGUUUUGGUGCUGACAGAUAAAAACUUUGACACCUUUAUAGCUGAUAAAGACACUGUGCUGCUGGAAUUUUAUGCACCUUGGUGUGGACAUUGUAAACAGUUUGUCCCAGAAUAUGAAAAAAUUGCAAAGACAUUAAAGGAAAAUGAUCCACCAAUCCCAGUUGCUAAAAUUGAUGCUACAAAAGAAACAACUGUUGCUAGUAAAUAUGAAAUUAGUGGAUACCCUACAAUCAAGAUCCUCAAAAAAGGACAGCCAGUUGACUAUGAUGGUUCAAGAACUGAAGCAGAAAUUGUGGAAAAAGUAAAGGAAAUCUCCCAUCCUGAUUGGAAACUACCUCCUGAAGCUACUCUGGUGUUGACCAAAGACAACUUUGACGAGGUGGUGAAUAACGCAGACAUCAUAUUGGUUGAGUUUUAUGCACCUUGGUGUGGCCACUGCAAGAAACUUGCACCAGAAUAUGAGAAGGCAGCACAGGAGCUUAGUAAACGCUCUCCACCUAUACCUUUGGCAAAAGUAGAUGCUACAGCAGAAUCAGAGCUUGGGUCUAAGCAUGCAGUAUCCGGUUAUCCCACCCUGAAGAUUUUCCGUAAAGGCAAAGCUUUUGAAUACAAUGGGCCCAGAGAAAGAUACGGUAUUGUUGAUUACAUGAUUGAACAAGCUGGCCCACCUUCUAAACAGAUCCAGGCUGUAAAGCAAGUACAGGAAUUUCUAAGAGAUGGUGAUGAUGUUGUGAUCCUUGCCGUUUUCACAGGAGAGGAAGAUAAAUCAUACCAGUUGUAUCAAGAUGCAGCUAACAACUUGAGAGAGGACUACAAGUUUUACCACACCUUCAGCAGCGAUAUAAUAAACUUCCUGAAAGUCUCGCCAGGCCAGCUUCUUGUCAUGCAGCCUGAAAGGUUCCAAUCCAAACAUGAGCCAAAUAAAUAUAUUUUACAUUUUAAAGAAUCCACAUCUGAAGAUGAUAUCAAGGAGCAUAUUAAAAAACAUACAUUGCCUUUAGUUGGCCAUAGAAAGAGCUCCAAUGAAGCGAAGAGAUACACAAAACGUCCACUUGUAGUAGUGUAUUUCAGUGUGGAUUUCAGCUUUGAUUUCCGUACAGCAACCCAGUACUGGCGAAACAAAGUCUUGGAAGUUGCUAAAGAUUUCCCAGAGUACACCUUUGCCAUCUCCAAUGAGGAAGAUUAUACAUCUGAACUAAAAGAUUUAGGUUUAGAUGAAAGUGGUGAGGAAGUAAAUGCUGCAAUCCUAGAUGCUGGUGGCAAGAAAUAUGCCAAAGAGCCAGAGGAAUUUGAUUCUGGCGAACUCAGAGAUUUUGUGUUGGCUUUCAAAAAAGGAAAACUUUCACCUAUUAUUAAGUCCCAACCAAGUCCCAAGAACAAUAAAGGCCCCGUCAAAGUGGUAGUUGGAAAAACAUUUGAUCAGAUUGUGAUGGAUCCAAAAUCGGAUGUACUCAUAGAGUUCUAUGCCCCAUGGUGUGGACACUGCAAAUCCCUGGAACCAACAUACAAUGACUUAGGCAAAAAAUACAAAUCUGAGGAGAGCAUCAUUAUAGCAAAGAUGGAUGCUACAUCUAAUGACAUCCCCAAUGACAAGUACAAAGUUGAAGGAUUCCCAACCAUUUAUUUUGCACCAAAGAAAGAUAAACAAAAUCCUAUCAAAUUUGAAGGGGGUAACAGAGAUUUAGAAGGAUUGAGCAAAUUUAUUGAAGAACAUGCCACAAAACUUAAACGAAAAGAAGAACUUUAAUAGGGAGGGGGUAAUGCGUUUUUUUUUAUUAUUUUUUUUAAUAUUUUGUUAACUUACAUUUGCAAUUAGGAGAUUACUGGGUCCAAUGUUGUGGGACAAACCAUGAUGAAAAUGAGCACUUUAUAAGUGAGCUUUAGUUAAUGGGAUUCAAAUGUUACUGCUUGUUUUUGAUGUGUGAUCUGUGAAUUUAUCCAAACUUUGAUCUGUUGGGAAAAAAAUACAUUUUUAUAGGUAUUUUGUUGUUUUUUUGUAUCACUUCUAUUUCUGUUUGAGUUUUUUGGUAAAAAGGAAAAUUAAAAACAAAAAAGGAAACUA